AAAUGAACAACGAUUUAUGGAACCGAUUUGUCAUUUAGAGAUAAAACGAGACGGAUCGUAGCAAAUAAAAAGAAUUCCAUAGCGUAUCGACCUAUGUGGAUUUACCGAAGGUCGUUGCUCCAUCUUUUCUAUGGAUGCUAAUAUAUCUUGCUUUCAUUUCGUUUUCUCCCAUUCAAAUAAGUCAAUAGUCGCUAAGUAAGUCGUAGGGCUAAGGGCCAAGGGACUCAAUACAGUUGUAUUUAAUCAAUACAUUUAGAAAAGGGACGGGUAUUAUCGGUUUUCUGAAAUAAAUGAAAGUGUCCUUAAUCGUAUGCGUUUCAUGUAUCAAGUUGUAUAAAAAUGUUUAUCAAUGUUAAUAUUCCAAUUUACUUUGAUGACAUUAAAACCUAUAUCAAUCGUAAUCUCCGAGACGAAACAGUUUUAGUAAAAGUUUAAUCCGUUAAUCACCCGACGAGGGCGCUGUCAGAUGCCAGAUUUUCCUUUGCGUAUGUAUCACAACAAUUUUCUCUAAUGAACUAUUAUUUUUAGCUUCUAAACUUUUUCAUUUUGCUCAUACAAAAUGAAAAGCUGCUAUUUGAGGGAGUAUGGCGUCUGUUUUACAACGAUGCUGAAUGAAGACGCUUUUGUCGUUUUGUAGAAAUAAGAAGUAACACACACACAAGUAAUAUAAAAAAAAAGAUACUGUGAAAAAACUGUUGUUGCCUAGUUUUUGCCACUUUGUAAAAGACACAUUUGUUAAACACUGAAACUGAUUUUGAACGUUAAGUCAACUGUCAAAUGUGGUCGGCGGAGGGCGGUUAGUUGUCAAUGUCAUUGUCAGUCAGUAAUGUAACCUUUGGGAGUUUGGUAAAAUUUACUAAGUUUUCACAAAAUGAUUAGGAAUAUUUUUCGUACCAGCCGCUGGCUGGUACUAAGGCGGAUCAAUAAUUUUACCCCUGUUUUAUUAAAUCGAUGCGUACCAAUAAAUAUCUGCAAGGCUAGCACCUGUCUUCCGAACAGAACAUUUUUUAGAAAUACAACUAAUAGUUCGCAGACUUCAGAAAUAGUGGAUCCAAUAGUUUAUGAAGAAAUCUGUAACGAAACCUUGGAAUCUUUGUGUGAUUAUUUUGAAGAAAUUGUGGAACAAUCUUCUAAUUUAAAGGGUGCUGAUGUAACAUAUAGUGAUGGAGUGUUGACAGUAGCGCUUGGUUCUGAAUAUGGUACUUAUGUGAUAAAUAGACAAAGCCCGAAUAAGCAAAUCUGGCUUAGCUCUCCUGUAUCUGGUCCUAAACGCUAUGACCUUGUAUUAAAAGACGGAGGUUAUUGGAUAUACAAGCAUGAUGGUGUUACAUUACACAAGUUGUUACAAGAUGAAAUAUCAAGAAUAGUUGUUAAUAAAAUUGAUUUUGGAUCUUGUAGUCACUCUUUUGUUUAAGUUUUUUUUGUUAAGUAUUAAAUAGUUUUGUUGUUA
Molecule: messenger RNA, 1450 nt
Organism: Papilio polytes (common Mormon)
Lineage: Eukaryota; Metazoa; Arthropoda; Insecta; Lepidoptera; Papilionidae
Gene: fh
Product: frataxin homolog, mitochondrial
Exons: 2
Coding region: 872-1414 (180 amino acids)
Biological process (GO): intracellular iron ion homeostasis; iron incorporation into metallo-sulfur cluster
Cellular component (GO): mitochondrion
Molecular function (GO): 2 iron, 2 sulfur cluster binding; ferric iron binding; iron chaperone activity
Source: RefSeq, a predicted model, not a curated record